Messenger RNA from Trifolium pratense (red clover), 1688 nucleotides. Its product is annotated as DNA topoisomerase 6 subunit A3-like. Gene Ontology annotation, biological process: meiotic DNA double-strand break processing; reciprocal meiotic recombination; meiotic DNA double-strand break formation. NCBI's taxonomy places the organism in Eukaryota, Viridiplantae, Streptophyta, Magnoliopsida, Fabales, Fabaceae. Gene Ontology annotation, molecular function: DNA topoisomerase type II (double strand cut, ATP-hydrolyzing) activity; DNA binding; ATP binding. Gene Ontology annotation, cellular component: nuclear chromosome. The record is from RefSeq and is a predicted model, not a curated record. The transcript has a single exon. The coding region runs from base 1 to 825 and encodes 274 amino acids.
AUGAUCAUCUAUGAGUUGCUGAGGAACGGCAAGCGCACCACUUUGCGGGCCAUUUAUUAUAAAGUUGCUCCUAUGUUCAAGAAUCAGAAGGAAUGUGAUUCAACCAUAGAUGAUAUUGCUUGCUUCCUAUUAUGCCGUCGCGAAAAUCUCAACAUCGUUGCAGCCGACAAAGGGGAGGUGGUCGGAAAUCUAUCCUAUACUGUGGAAGGUGAUAGAAUUGAAUGCUUGAAGAGAUCUCAGGUGAUUCCUGAUUCAAAGGGGUUGGCAGGUAUUCAGAGUAAAGCUAGAUUUAUUUUGGUUAUUGAAAAACACUCUACGUUUUUUGAACUAUGUGAGCAUCAGUUUUUCGAUAAAAUGCCAUGUAUACUCAUUACAGCAAGGGGGUACCCCGAUGUGACCACAAGGAGGUUCCUGAAUAUCUUGAGUGUGGAACUCAAGAUUCCGGUAUUCGGUCUAUUUGACUCAGACCCAUUCGGAUUUCAUAUAUUUUCUGUUUACAAAUGUGGUUCGGAAAACAUGUCCUACGACUCUGCAAAUUUGACCACGCCGGAUAUGAAGUGGCUGGGAAUUCUACCAUCCGAUAUCGGGAAAUACAAUAUUCCUAGGUUCUGUGGCAUAAAUAUGACAGAGUAUGAUAUUUUAAGUUGCCAUAGGAUGUUGAGAGAGAAGAAUAUUGUCAGUGACCAUGAUUCUUUGAAGACAGAGUUGAAUUUAAUGAUUUCUUCACAAAAGAAGUUUGAAAUUCAAUCUCUCGAUAAAAUUGCAUUUGACUAUCUCAGCAACACCUAUUUACCCACGAAACUAAUGAAUUAUGAUUGGUUGUAGGUAAGCUGCUUCCUUCCUCUCAUCUUUUUAGAGCCUUUCAUUUUGUUAGUUGUUUCAUGUUCUAGAUGUUCCUUUAUAUUAUUUGUGCAAUUUAGUGAGAAAGGUCUGAAUCCAUACUAAUUCAGUCAAUAUGAUAGUUGUCCUGGCUUUUAUAGCAAGAUUUUUAUUUUUAAGAAAACAAUUGAUUGCUCAUGAAUAAUGGUUUCCAAGGUUUUAGGGCCUCUACAGUCCAAAAGUGAGUUUAUUUAAGAUGUUUGAAGCUUUCAAACAUAUGUUGUCCUUAAGAGCUCAGAAUAUUGGUCUUUAUGUUGUUCUUGAGAAAAUAUCUAUAGAAUGAUGGCUUUGGUGCAUGUUCCAAAAUAUAAUUCAUAAUGACAAGAAAGUGUUGCUGUUUUUGCAUGUUUCAUCUUUGCAUUCCUCUUUGAAGAUCAUAAUAGUCAUGGCUUGUUUUGAUGAUCAUGAUGUUUAGGAAUUCGAAUAUUUGUUCAAGUCAAUGAAGUGUGAUUUCUUUACUUACAGCUAAUAACAUCUUCUUUAAUCUGUUUUGAUUUGCAGGUGCAGCCACAGCAUCUGGUUUCUACCCAUCUCAAUUAUUCAACUUAAAUGAUUGUGCACAAGGCAUGGAACAAUAUGGUUUGAUAAUUUGAAAAAUUUAUGCUCUGAUUUAGAAGACAAGGGUGUUAGAAUUUUGUGGCAGUGCUCACGUAGGUUUUAGUAUACAUGUAUCAGAAUUAGCUGUCUUACUGACUAAAGGGAUAGAUAAGUGUGGGUGGUUUUUGCAUACAAUUGGCUAUGUAGCUUGUAAUGGUUAGAUGCACCUGCUUUGGAAACUUCAUUUUGAUUAUAUAUUGUAGGAAUGAAAU